Scomber japonicus (chub mackerel) is the source of this 1017-nucleotide messenger RNA. RefSeq names its product intelectin-like. The transcript has 5 exons. Gene Ontology annotation, molecular function: oligosaccharide binding. Bases 1 to 825 code for a protein of 274 amino acids. NCBI's taxonomy places the organism in Eukaryota, Metazoa, Chordata, Actinopteri, Scombriformes, Scombridae. The record is from RefSeq and is a predicted model, not a curated record.
AUGCAGUGGACCUUUAUUUCAACCUAUAUUAUAACAUUUUCAGAUGGAUUGUACUACCUGACAACUGCUAACGGCAUGGUCUAUCAGACUUUCUGUGAUAUGACUACUGCGGGAGGCGGCUGGACUCUGGUGGCAAGUGUCCAUGAGAACAGCGUUUAUGGAAAAUGCACAGUGGGCGACCGCUGGUCCAGCCAACAGGGCAACAAUGCUAACAUACCAGAUGGAGAUGGGAACUGGUCCAAUAGAAACACCUUUGGAACAGCAGAGAGUGCCACUUCAGAUGAUUUUAAGAAUCCAGGUUACUAUGAUAUAGUAGCAGAAGACAUGUCUGUGUGGCACGUUCCCAACACCUUCCCACUGGAGCACUGGAACCUGGCAGCCAUCCUCCGCUACCACACUAACAACCGCUUCCUCCGUCUGUACGGGGGGAACCUCUUUAAGCUCUUCAAGCAAUAUCCAGUGAGAUACAACGUUGGCUCGUGCAGCAACAGAGGGCCAGCUAUUCCCAUUGUGUAUGAUCAUGGAGACAGAGAGUCCACCAGAAACUUAUAUGGAGCCAAUGCAAGAAGGGAAUUUGAAGCAGGUUUCAUCACCUUCAGAGCAAUAAACAAUGAACGUGCAGCCAUGGCUUUCUGCUCUGGGGUUAAACCAACUGGAUGCCACACAGAACAUUACUGCAUAGGAGGAGGUGGAUACUUCCCUGAAGGAAACCCUAGACAGUGUGGAGACUUCCCAUCAUUUGACUGGGACGGAGUGGGACAGUCACAACAUUGGAGCGCCUCCAAAGAGAUGACUGAGGCGGCUGUUUUACUCUUCUACCGCUGAUGGCAAAACCACAUCAUAGCUGUCUGAAAAUUACAUUUUUGGAUGGAUAAAAAAAGUCUGUUUCUGUAUUGUAGCCUUGCAUUUACACACAAAACAGACCUGGUACUGCUGAUACUGGUACUGAGUGUAAUUUGAAAUGAAGCCACACACCAACAAAUGACACUACUGAACUUCAUAUUCAAAUAAUUUGGA